AUGGAACUAACCUCCCUGAAUGAAAAGGGAAUACUAAGAGUGGGCGGUCAUCUCAAACAUUCUGAAAUGGCUUAUGAUAUGAAACAUCCUAUUAUUCUACCAAAAAAUCACUCCUUCACUACAAUGAUCAUCAACCAAGUGUACCUACAUAACCUACAUUCAAGCUUGUCGGUUACUAUGACCCUUCUUAGACAGAGAUAUUGGAUCAUACAUAACAGGAGCUCUGUCAAAAGAGUGAUACAUAACUGUAUUAAAUGUUAUCGAUUUAGAAAAGCAGCAUGUCACCAACUAAUGUCAAAUCUGCCUACAUCCAGAAUUACACUAGCAACUGCCUUUGAAAGAGUUGGAGUUGACUUUUCCGGGCCGUUUAAUAUCAAAUCCAAACUUUGCUGUCGCACCUUCACAAAAUCUUACAUAGCGCUGUUCAUUUGUUUGACUACUAAGGCAGUACAUUUGGAAAAGGUAGAUGGAUUGAGUACUGAAGAUUAUAUUGCUACAUUAAGACGCUUUAUUGCUCGUCGAGGACUCCCAGCUAUCAUCAGUAGCGAUAACGGAACAAAUUUUACUGGUACAAACAACAAAUUGUGUAAGCUAUACAAACUAAUUCAGCAACCUGAUCAUCAAAACUCUGUUACAUUAUUCUGUCAGUCAAAGGAAAUUCAGUGGAAAUUCAUUCCACCUGCUUCGCCUCAUCAUGGAGGGUUGUGGGAAUCGAAUAUAAAGUCUGCCAAGGGUAUUCUGAAUAAGGUUACAGGAGACAUGUGCUUUACCGCGGAAGAGCUAAACACAUUGUUUUGCCAAAUUGAAGCGAUUCUAAAUUCAAGACCACUUCAAGCUGUCUCUAUGGAUACCACUGAUUACACAGCUUUAACCCCUGGACACUCUUAUAGGAAGGAUUUUGGAAACGAUGGACAUCCGAAUAUUUAUGUUCACUGCAAAACCGGCCUAAGUGGUGAUACCAGUGAUACCAGUGAUGGUCAAGUAAGAGUAGUAAAAAUCCGUACUGCUGUAGCCGAGCUGACAAGCCCCAUCACUAAAUUAAUCAAGUUGCCUAUUAAUCAAUAA
Molecule: messenger RNA, 1065 nt
Organism: Macrosiphum euphorbiae (potato aphid)
Lineage: Eukaryota; Metazoa; Arthropoda; Insecta; Hemiptera; Aphididae
Source: the annotation of a GenBank genome assembly